This is a messenger RNA of Manihot esculenta (cassava), 2352 nucleotides long. Its product is annotated as zinc finger protein BALDIBIS. Gene Ontology annotation, molecular function: DNA-binding transcription factor activity. Bases 367 to 1935 code for a protein of 522 amino acids. Gene Ontology annotation, cellular component: nucleus. Lineage: Eukaryota; Viridiplantae; Streptophyta; Magnoliopsida; Malpighiales; Euphorbiaceae. The transcript has 3 exons. The record is from RefSeq and is a predicted model, not a curated record.
CGUGUAAUUAAGAUAAGGAGAAAGAAGAGAGAGAGAGAGAGAGAGAUUCUAUGUAUGGUUAUAGCACUGUCUUUUUGUUUUGUGUAUUUGUCUUGGCUUCAAGCAAAGAGCAAAAACAUGAGUUUUGAGAUAAGGUAAGGAUGGAAUUUAUGGAAUUGGAGACAAGUCUAAAUUGGAAUUCUUUCUUUUAAGAGUGAGAGAAUUUUUAAGAGAUCUGUUGGAAUUAUGUUGAGCAGUGAAUGUUUAGUUUUUGUUUUUAUUUUCUUGCUUUAAUUUUUCGUAGCUCUCUCUCUCUGUUACUUCUUCUCUUUUAGUUAGUUUUAGGACACAAAUCCACUUGCUCUCAACUUCACCAUAUCCAUUACGAUGAUGUCUGAAGAUGGGUAUUCCGUUCCUUCAUCUAUCAGAGGCUUUGUUCAUCAAGAACCAACUCCAAACCCUAACCCUAAUCCUGAUCUUACUAUGAAGAAGAAGAGAAAUUUACCAGGAACACCAGAUCCAGAUGCAGAAGUUAUAGCUUUAUCACCGAAAUCUCUCAUGGCAACAAACCGAUUCAUUUGCGAAAUCUGCAACAAGGGUUUCCAGAGAGACCAGAAUCUUCAACUUCAUAGAAGAGGUCACAAUCUUCCAUGGAAGCUCAAGCAAAGAUCAAGCAAAGAGAUUCGGAAGAAAGUAUAUAUCUGCCCUGAAAAGAGCUGUGUGCACCACGAUCCAUCGAGAGCCCUAGGUGACCUCACAGGAAUAAAGAAACACUAUAGCAGAAAACAUGGAGAGAAGAAGUGGAAGUGCGAGAAAUGUUCAAAAAAAUACGCAGUUCAAUCAGAUUGGAAAGCUCAUAGCAAGAUCUGUGGCACCAGAGAGUACAGAUGUGACUGUGGCACUCUCUUCUCCAGGAAAGAUAGCUUCAUCACCCACAGAGCUUUCUGUGAUGCUUUGGCAGAAGAAAGUGCACGAUUCACUUCAGUUUCAGCAGCCAUUAAUGCAAACUUUAGAAACGAUUUGAUCAAUGGAGCUCCUACUAAUAGUAUUAAUCCUCAUCAAUCCACUGGGAUAUCUCAAUUUUCAUCAGUUUUCAGACCAGAAUUCGCCAAUGGAUCAGAGCUGGUGGCUGAUCUUAGCACUGUUGAUGGCCAAAAAUCGAGGCUUCCAAUAUGGCUGGAUCAUGCCAAUCCUCAGAUGAACCUAAUUAAUUCUAAUGUUUUCUUGGCAACCAACUCAGCUUGCUUACCUGAAUUGGCUCAAACCCCACAAAUGGAUAUGUUUGGUCCAGCAACAUCACAAGCUCAGUGGUUCAACAAGUACCAAGAAGCACCGUUUACAGGUGGCAGCAAUCUCUCUGUACCGGCAUUGCCACUAGGACUAAAAGAGGAAGAAGGAAACGAAGGAGAUUUAUCUGAAUCGGCAGCUUCCUUGUAUUCAAGUAACCAGCACCAGCAACAAAGAAACUCAGCUCACAUGUCAGCUACUGCACUUUUACAAAAAGCAGCCCAAAUGGGAUCGACAAGGAGCAAUGGGAUUCCAUUAAUGAGCCCACCAUCUCUCCCAAAUGUGUCGAACUUGAAUUCUUAUAACCAAAGCAAAAGUAUUGAAACUUUCAAGUUUCUGAGCAGACAACCAAAUCAAGCUGCAGAAAACUUUAACGAACUAGCAAAUUCACUCUCUCCAGCUUCAACUCCAGCGACGUUGUUGGGUGAUUCGAACUCGAGCUCAAUCUUGGGUAGUGAUAAUGCAACCAAGAACUUAAAUCAUUUGAUGAUGCAAUCAAAUAGGAAGCAAAACCAUGGGAGCUCCAGUGAAAUAGAGGGAAGUUUAACCAGAGACUUUCUUGGUGUAGGAGGUGAAACUCGCAGACCAUUGUUGCAGCAAGAGAUAGCGAAAUUUGCAUCGAUAAGUUCAGGCAUGGAUUUGAGCCAAUAUUGUUCUGGAAAUCGCUAAGUUCAUCGAAUUUCAGAAGGUAAAGAUUGUCCUUCUUCUUUUUAAAAUUGCAGCAGAAUACAACUGAGGAGUAGACACUAGGUGACAGACGAAGAAAACUUAUGAAGGGAGUGAGUCUCCGAGUGACACUCAAUGAAAGAAAGCGAGUGAACUCCGACGAGUUUGAAAAGGGAGACUUGUGACUUGUGAGUGGUCAGGAACGUGGGGGCCACUGCAUGUUGGAAGAGACUUAACAGAAAAAGACAGAUAUGGCAAUCAAUCAAUGGAGGUUGCUGGGACCCUCCAUGCAUGUAGUUUGUAGCAUCUGAUCUCCUUUUUCUUUUUUUUUUUUUUUACUUCAACUUGGAAAAAAAAAAAGAAAAAAAAAAAACUUAAUUCUGUGACUGAGAUGAUCACAGAUCACGGGAUUCAGAGCUA